AUGGUGGAUCUACCCAUAGGAAAUUUUGCAACUUCUAACGGUAUUGAAAUCUUCAGGGCCGAUACCAAAAAUGAAAUAAUACAGUUGACUGAACACUGUAAAUUUGAUUUGGCAGUGGCAGUGUCAUAUGGGGCAUUGAUACCUAGUCAAUUUUUGAGUAAGUUGCCUUUUGGUGGUUUGAAUGUUCAUCCUUCGUUGUUACCUAGAUAUUCUGGUGCUUCGCCUAUUCAAUAUGCAUUAAUGAAUGACGAUUCGGAAACAGGAGUCACAGUUCAAACUUUACAUCCCACAAAAUUUGAUAGAGGGGAUAUUUUACUUCAGUCCCACCCAAUACCAAUAUUGAACAAUGAUGAUUAUCAAUCUUUGGAAAGUAAAUUGGCUGAAAAGGGUGGUGAAUUAUUGGCGCAAGUAAUAGACUCAAAAUUGUACAUAGAUAAGCCAAACAUCCAAUCAACCUAUUCAUAUUCCCCAACUUCCAAGAUCAAUGGUAAAGAUACUAUCAUUUCAUGGGAUCUCACGUCUAGAAAAAUACGAAGACUUUUUGACGCUUUGGGUAAUUUAUCCACCUACAUAUACUGCCAACCACAUAAAGGUAAACCUGGUCAUUAUAGAAGCGUUAAACUUCAUGAUAUAGAAGAAAGUAGCGAAGUGAUAGAUGGAGAUGUUGGACGAUUUCAGAUAUCCAAAGACAACACAAUAAUCAUUAAAACCAUUGAUGGGUCUAUCAAAGUCACAACUUUGACCUUCCAAACAUUCAAUAAAGAGACUGCUGAGAUAUUCAUGAAGAGACUUAAUAAAAGAACGAAUAAGGGAGAGGCUAGAUUCGUCAAUGAAAAAUGA
This is a messenger RNA of Yamadazyma jaroonii, 840 nucleotides long. The record is from the annotation of a GenBank genome assembly. NCBI's taxonomy places the organism in Eukaryota, Fungi, Ascomycota, Pichiomycetes, Serinales, Debaryomycetaceae.